CAUAACUCGGCUCGGCCGAGUGGCCUCCGGACUCCCCGCGCCGCCGGGACCGCCGCUGGGACCGCGAGCCCCCGGCUGCCGCAUUGCAACAGGCAGGGCCCCGGCGCGCCCCCCGGGCCUCCCCCCGCCCCCGCGCGGCCUCGGCCGGUCCGGGCCGCCCCCCCCAGGGCGGCCGCCCGCGACCUGCGCUCCGCUCCCCGCAGCCGCCGACCCGGCUGCAAAAAAAAAAGUUUCCGAGAGGCAGGCGGAGGAGAAGGGGGAGCCGGGCGGCCCGGAGCGGCGGGGGCGGCGGGGGGAGCCGGCCGCGGAGGGCGACGGAGCGCCGGGAGCCCCGGACAUGUCCAGGCGGAAGCAGGCGAAGCCGCGCUCGGUGAAAGUUGAAGAGGGGGAGGCCUCGGACUUCUCGCUGGCCUGGGAUUCCUCCGUGACAGCAUCAGGAGGCCUAGAAGGAGAGCCGGAGUGUGAUCGAAAAACCAGCCGUGCGCUGGAAGACAGGAACAGCGUGACAAGUCAAGAGGAGAGAAAUGAGGACGAUGAAGACAUGGAGGAUGAGUCAAUUUACACCUGCGAUCACUGUCAGCAGGACUUCGAGUCUCUGGCAGACCUGACGGACCAUCGGGCCCACCGCUGUCCUGGAGAUGGUGACGACGACCCACAACUCUCCUGGGUGGCCUCAUCUCCCUCCAGCAAGGAUGUUGCGUCACCCACGCAGAUGAUUGGAGAUGGGUGUGACCUCGGCCUGGGUGAGGAGGAAGGGGGCACGGGGCUGCCGUACCCUUGCCAGUUCUGCGACAAGUCCUUCAUCCGCCUGAGCUACUUGAAGAGGCACGAGCAGAUCCACAGUGACAAGCUGCCGUUCAAGUGCACCUACUGCAGCCGCCUCUUCAAGCACAAGAGGAGCCGUGACCGGCACAUCAAGCUGCACACGGGCGACAAGAAGUACCACUGUCACGAGUGCGAGGCGGCCUUCUCCCGCAGCGACCACCUCAAGAUCCACCUGAAGACCCACAGCUCCAGCAAGCCCUUCAAGUGCACCGUCUGCAAACGGGGCUUCUCCUCCACCAGCUCGCUGCAGAGCCACAUGCAGGCCCACAAGAAGAACAAGGAGCACCUGGCCAAGUCGGAGAAGGAGGCCAAGAAGGACGACUUCAUGUGUGACUAUUGUGAAGACACCUUCAGCCAGACCGAGGAGCUGGAGAAGCAUGUGCUCACCCGCCACCCCCAGCUCUCCGAGAAGGCCGACCUGCAGUGCAUCCACUGCCCCGAGGUCUUUGUCGACGAGAACGUGCUGCUUGCCCACAUCCACCAAGCCCACGCCAACCAGAAACACAAGUGCCCCAUGUGCCCCGAGCAGUUCUCCUCGGUGGAGGGUGUCUACUGCCACCUGGACAGCCACCGGCAGCCCGACUCCAGCAACCACAGCGUCAGCCCCGACCCCGUGCUGGGCAGCGUGGCCUCCAUGAGCAGCGCCACGCCGGACUCCAGCGCCUCCGUGGAGCGCGGCUCCACCCCGGACUCCACCUUGAAGCCGCUGCGGGGCCAGAAGAAGAUGCGGGAUGAUGGGCAGGGCUGGUCCAAGGUGGUCUACAGCUGCCCCUAUUGUUCCAAGCGGGACUUUAACAGCCUAGCUGUGCUGGAGAUCCACCUGAAGACCAUCCACGCGGACAAGCCCCAGCAGAGUCACACGUGUCAGAUCUGCCUGGACUCCAUGCCCACCCUGUACAACCUCAACGAGCAUGUGCGCAAGCUGCACAAGAGCCACGCCUACCCCGUCAUGCAGUUUGGCAACAUCUCCGCCUUCCACUGCAACUACUGCCCCGAGAUGUUCGCCGACAUCAACAGCCUGCAGGAGCACAUUCGCGUCUCCCACUGUGGCCCCAACGCCAACCCGCCCGAUGGCAGUAACGCCUUCUUCUGCAACCAGUGCUCCAUGGGCUUCCUCACCGAGUCCUCCCUCACCGAGCACAUCCAGCAGGCCCACUGCAGUGUUGGCAGCGCCAAGCUGGAGUCCCCGGUGGUGCAGCCCACGCAGUCCUUCAUGGAGGUCUAUUCCUGCCCCUACUGCACCAACUCGCCCAUCUUUGGCUCCAUCCUGAAGCUUACCAAGCACAUCAAGGAGAACCACAAGAACAUUCCGUUGGCCCACAGCAAGAAGUCCAAGGCAGAGCAGAGUCCGGUCUCGUCUGACGUCGAGGUGUCUUCCCCAAAGAGGCAGCGGCUCUCGGCCAGUGCCAACUCCAUCUCCAACGGCGAGUACCCCUGUAAUCAGUGUGACCUCAAGUUCUCCAACUUUGAGAGCUUCCAGACCCACCUGAAGCUGCACCUGGAGCUGCUGCUGCGGAAGCAGGCGUGCCCACAGUGCAAAGAGGACUUUGACUCCCAGGAGUCCCUCCUGCAGCAUCUGACAGUGCAUUAUAUGACCACGUCCACCCACUAUGUAUGUGAGAGCUGCGACAAGCAGUUUUCCUCGGUGGACGACCUGCAGAAGCACCUGCUGGACAUGCAUACCUUCGUGCUGUACCAUUGCACCCUGUGCCAGGAGGUCUUCGACUCCAAGGUGUCCAUCCAGGUGCACCUGGCGGUGAAGCACAGCAAUGAGAAGAAGAUGUACCGCUGCACAGCCUGCAACUGGGACUUCCGCAAGGAGGCCGACCUGCAGGUGCACGUCAAACACAGCCACCUGGGCAACCCGGCCAAGGCCCACAAGUGCAUCUUCUGUGGGGAGACCUUCAGCACCGAGGUGGAGCUGCAGUGCCACAUCACCACCCACAGCAAGAAGUACAACUGCAAGUUCUGCAGCAAGGCCUUCCAUGCCAUCAUCCUGCUGGAGAAGCACCUGCGGGAGAAGCACUGCGUGUUUGAUGCUGCCACAGAGAACGGCACGGCCAAUGGGGUGCCCCCUGCUGCCACCAAGAAGGCCGAGCCCGCUGACUUGCAGGGCAUGCUGCUCAAGAACCCCGAGGCGCCCAACAGCCACGAGGCCAGCGAGGAUGACGUGGACGCUUCGGAGCCCAUGUACGGCUGUGACAUCUGCGGGGCGGCCUACACCAUGGAGGUGCUUCUGCAGAACCACCGGCUGCGGGACCACAACAUCCGGCCGGGCGAGGACGACGGCUCGCGCAAGAAGGCCGAGUUCAUCAAGGGCAGCCACAAAUGCAACGUGUGCUCGCGGACUUUCUUCUCGGAGAAUGGGCUCCGGGAGCACCUCCAGACACACCGUGGCCCUGCCAAGCACUACAUGUGCCCCAUCUGCGGUGAGCGCUUCCCCUCGCUGCUGACGCUCACUGAGCACAAGGUGACCCACAGCAAGAGCCUGGACACGGGCACCUGUCGCAUCUGCAAGAUGCCCCUGCAGAGCGAGGAGGAGUUCAUCGAGCACUGCCAGAUGCACCCGGACCUGCGCAAUUCGCUCACGGGCUUCCGCUGCGUGGUCUGCAUGCAGACGGUCACCUCCACGCUGGAGCUCAAGAUCCACGGCACCUUCCACAUGCAGAAGCUGGCGGGCAGCUCGGCUGCAUCCUCCCCCAACGGCCAGGGGCUGCAGAAGCUAUACAAAUGUGCCCUGUGUCUCAAAGAGUUCCGCAGCAAGCAGGACCUGGUGAAGCUGGACGUCAAUGGGCUGCCCUACGGCCUCUGUGCCGGCUGUAUGGCCCGCAGUGCCAACGGACAGGUGGGUGGCCUGGCCCCACCCGAGCCUGCCGACCGGCCCUGCACUGGCCUCCGCUGCCCCGAGUGCAGUGUCAAGUUUGAGAGUGCCGAGGACCUGGAGAGCCACAUGCAGACGGACCACCGGGACCUCACGCCAGAGACCAGUGGGCCCCGGAAAGGCGCCCAGACAUCGCCAGUGCCCCGGAAAAAGACAUACCAGUGCAUCAAGUGCCAGAUGACCUUCGAGAAUGAGAGAGAGAUCCAAAUCCAUGUUGCCAACCACAUGAUCGAGGAAGGCAUCAACCACGAGUGUAAGCUGUGCAACCAGAUGUUCGACUCCCCGGCCAAGCUCCUCUGUCACCUCAUUGAGCACAGCUUUGAGGGCAUGGGGGGCACCUUCAAAUGCCCCGUGUGCUUCACAGUCUUUGUCCAGGCCAACAAGUUGCAGCAGCACAUCUUUGCUGUGCACGGGCAGGAGGACAAGAUCUACGACUGCUCGCAGUGCCCACAGAAGUUCUUCUUCCAGACCGAGCUGCAGAACCACACGAUGAGCCAGCACGCACAGUGAGGGACCGCUCGACAGGACACCUCUCCGCAGAAGGCUUGCCGGAGACGCCGUGGGGAGGGCCAUUUGAACAUUACAUCCAAUCAAAGUGUCAUUUGCAACCCAGAUGUAAAACUCUAAUGAUUUGGCCAUGAGGCGCUGCUAUUAUAAGCAGCUGGAAAUGAAUAUUAAUGGCAGAGAUUAAAAGUAUUCCAUGCUCAGUAUUUUUUAUUGUCCUGCUACAACUAGUGUGCUUUUAGAGUUUCAGCCGCAGACUACAUUUCUAGAGUUAGAGAAACCCGCUUUUGGAGGCUAUUGUCCUUUGUUCCUUCAUGUAUUAUAUUGAUAGUUUUUAAAAAUGGAUUAGUGUGAUUUUUUUUUUUCUUUGCUUCUUUUUUUUCCUUUCUUGUUUUUCUUUCCCCCCCCUUCGGUUAACUACUUUUUAAUUGCAAUUCUAGGUAAUUGUGCAUCGUGAUGUGAUUGCUUGGCUAUUGUCUGAAUAUUUCCUUUUAAUUUUUUAAUUAAAGACUAAUGCUUUGAUUGGAUUUGCCAGUUCACCGGACAGUGAUUAAAACUAUGUAAUGAAUAUAAUCGGUUUCAGUGCAACUGGAUGGUCUGCUUUUAAAUGUGACUUAAUCUGACUGCAGUAACUAGUACAGUUCAAUAAAGGGAAUCACGCGAUUAGCAUCGGCUGCCUGGUUCUCUCCUCCCUGGCCCCGGGCUGCGAUGGGGGCGGGGGGGGGGCUGUGCUCACCCAUGGGGGUAUCCCGGUGUAAGUUCCCAUGGGAACGCACGUGCCCGUGGGCACCUGCACACAACAGACCCACAACUUUCCCGGGGCAAAGAGGAAGCAUUGUCACCUUCCACGCGCGCACCAGUCCAGCUGAGCUGCCGGGGGUCACAGGAGUCACAGUGGAGAGAACGCUUAAACUUGAAAUAUUGGGGUCUUCUCACUUAUCAAUGGGGAGACCGAGACCCAAGCAUUAGUGGGCUA
This is a messenger RNA of Talpa occidentalis (Iberian mole), 5186 nucleotides long. It is a transcript of the gene ZNF423, whose product is annotated as zinc finger protein 423. Gene Ontology annotation, biological process: regulation of transcription by RNA polymerase II. The transcript has 8 exons. Bases 338 to 4216 code for a protein of 1292 amino acids. NCBI's taxonomy places the organism in Eukaryota, Metazoa, Chordata, Mammalia, Eulipotyphla, Talpidae. Gene Ontology annotation, molecular function: RNA polymerase II transcription regulatory region sequence-specific DNA binding; DNA-binding transcription factor activity, RNA polymerase II-specific. Gene Ontology annotation, cellular component: nucleus. The record is from RefSeq and is a predicted model, not a curated record.